AAGACCACAGCUGAUUUUUAAAGUGAUGGGUUAAAAAUGAAGUUAUUUAAAUUAAUUGUACAUCAAAAAAACUUUAGUGGCGAAGAUUUAAUAAUUAAUCCCAAAGAUUAUCCAGGAAUUAAGACUGGUGAUGUUGUUGAAAUUUAUCAUCCAGAGGAUGAAUUUAGCCGCUUACUUCUACAAGUUACAUUAUUUAAAGAAGAUCUUCAAGGACGUGAAACAAUUAGUGUUGAAAAUAAUGUAGCAACUAUGUUUCAAUUAAGAACUUUUGCUGAUGUUUAUAUGAAUAUUGUCAAUCCAGAAGAUGUAGCGUUAGACUCUGUUGAGCUAACAUUCAAAGAUCAAUAUAUGGGACGCAGUGAAAUGUGGAGAUUAAAAAAUAGCUUGGUGAAUACCUGUGUUUAUAUGAAUAAGAAGAUUGAAUUUUGUGGAGGUAGUAUUCGUUGCCAAGUUUAUGAAAUGUGGUCUCAAGGUGAUAGAGUUGCUUGUGGUGUUAUCACUGAUGAUACUAAGGUAGUCUUUCGUUCUUCUACAAGUAUGGUUUACCUUUUUAUUCAAAUGAGUUCAGAAAUGUGGGAUUUUGACAUCCAUGGCGAUCUUUAUUUUGAAAAAGCAGUUAAUGGAUUUUUAGCAGAUCUAUUUCAAAAAUGGAAAAAGAAUGGUAGUAAUCAUGAAGUAACAAUAGUUUUGUUCUCAAGAACAUUUUAUAAUGCCACGAGUUUAGAAGAGUUUCCAAAUCAUAUGAGAGAUUGUUUACAACAUGAUUAUAGAGGUAGAUUCUAUGAAGAUUUUUAUAGAGUAGCAGUACAGAAUGAAAGAUAUGAAGAUUGGAGUAAUGUAUUGGUACAAUUACGUAAAUUGUUUACUGAUUAUCAAAAAAUUGUUUUGGAAUAUCAUCAAAGGCCAGAUAUUGUUAUGCCUAAAGCAGUUAACUCUACAGCAGCCCAAGGCAAUUUUUUAGAAGUCCUGAAUAUGUCAUUAAAUGUUUUUGAAAAACAUUAUCUCGACCGUAGUUUUGAUAGAACAGGUCAAUUGUCAGUUGUAAUAACUCCAGGUGUAGGUGUAUUUGAAGUUGAUCGAGAAUUGACUAAUGUUACUAAACAAAGAGUUAUUGACAAUGGUGUAAAUAGCGAUUUAGUUUGUGUUGGAGAACAACCAUUGCAUGCAGUUCCUUUAUUAAAGUUUCAUAAUAAGGAUACGUCUAUAAAUGCACCAGAUGACUACAGUAUGCCUCAUUGGAUUAAUCUUAGUUUUUAUUCGACGAAUAAAAAAAUACCUUACUCUACUUUUAUACCACGCAUUAAAUUGCCUCAAAAGGUGUCUAAACAUUCUACGGAUAAUGGCAAAUUAAAUUGUAAAACUAAACUUUUACAAGAAGAUCCCAGGGAAUGUUUGCACAAUUCUUUAUUUGAUUAUGACGCUUAUGACGCUCAAGUUUUUCAAUUACCUCAUGUUCACACUUCAAGUAGUUUGCAAAGAGUUACUACGAGAACCAAAAAAACAAGUGUAGCAUGCAUUGAGACUCAUAACAAUGCUCACAUAUUAAAGCUUUUAAAACGUAAAAUGUCAGAUCCUGAUAUUCAUCAUCCACCACCUGAAACACAUGCAUUAAUACCAGCAGCAGCAAGAAGUGCUGCAAUCUCUAUACCUCAUAGGGCAGAAAGUGUUGAGAAUAUCGAUUCUAAUGAGGAAGCAAAUGUGUCAAGAACAUCUAUUAAAAGUGAUAUAACUGAUUCUGAAAUAUCACCACCAUUCAGACCAGUUGUUGGAAGUGCUGGUAGUCCAACUAAUUCAAUUUCUCAGCCUACAAAUAUAGUCAGACCUAGCAGAGCACUUAUCAAUCCUUUUGAUCCUUCACAUGUUACUAUAAAACUAACUAGCAAUAGACGCAGAUGGAGUCAUAUAUUUCCUAAAGGUCCAUCGGGUGUUCUAAUACAACAACAUCAUUAUCAAGCUGUUCCAACUCAGCCACAUCCUGAACCCCAGAGUGAUACCACCUCAACAUUGAGUGGAUCUCCUAUGGAGCAAAUUACAACAACUAGUAAUCCACAUCAUAUAUCAAGAUCAGCAUCUCAAAUUGGAUUUCAAGAUCAUACAAAAGGGAAGUUUCAACGAAUAAAUCUGAUAGGCGGAGAUAAAGUUUCAAAUACUAAUUCAUCUGGAACUAAUAAGAGUUUAACACUUUUAUGGGGUGCCACUGGUGAGCAGGAGUGGACACCAGCACUUACAACAGCAAUCAUAGGUGUUGACUGGAAGUCAUUAACAAUUCCUGCUUGUUUGCCCAUUACUACAGAUUACUUCCCAGAUAAAAGGAGUUUACAAAAUGAUUAUGUUGUUUCUGACUAUAAUCUUUUACCAGAUGAUGUAAAUGCAGAUUUUGCACAACAACGAGCAGUUUAUAAAAAACCUUUAACAACUGCAGAAGUCUUCAAAGAACUCGUUUCACAGAGACUGGCUCAAGGUUUUCAACUAAUUUUAUUACCACCUAUCAAUAAAAAUCAAAGUAAUACACCUGGUAGUGGUACAGCUGCACCCAUAAGUUCUGUAAUGCGAGGAAGACAAACAGAAUCUGAACCAAAAGAAGAAUACUUGCUUAGUAUUGGACGAAUUUUUCAUAAAAUAUCACUUUACGGUAACUCUAUAACAGUUACAAGAUACAGGCCAAGGCAUCCUUAUCCACCAUUUAAUAUCCAUUAUCGAUAUAGAUUUCAUGCUCCUCAUCAUGAUACUUAUGAAGUAUCAUGGGUAUCUUUUACAACAGAGAAACUUGAAAAUUAUAAUUGGAAUUAUUUAGAUCAUUAUAUAUGCACAAGAGGACAUACUGAUUUUUCUUUAGUAGAGACACUUAAAUAUUGGAGGUUUAGAGUAUUCUUAUUGCCAAUGAACAAUUUUGCAACACGAAAAAUUUUAGAAGGUUCAUCAAAAUGCGACAUAUAUACACCAGCUUCAGCAGCCGAGCAAGCUUCUCUCAUGGAUGGAUUUUUGCGUUUUAUAGAAGGAUGGUUGAACAAAAUACGACGACCGCUUCCUAAUAAAAAUUGGAGCCCCACAGUUCUAAGUGGUGUCCCUCCAAGAGACCCUGCCUCUCAUUUGACCAGACGCAGGCACAGCACGAGCCUAAUAUUCCUCACUAACCAGACCAGUCUAGUAAGCAGCUCUCCCUUUAGGGAACGACUUGGGAGCAACCGUCUACCAGAGAAACCACGACCAAGAUCAGGUUCCAAGGUAAUGGAUAGAGGAAGAGUCUCUCCUGCGAGUGAAGCAGUUCUUCCUCUUGCUUUAGAGCAACAACAGCAAGAUCACUUUGAAACUAAUGAGGAUAGUACUAAUAUGGAAUUAACGAAGUUGAAAAGUAAUGCUACAAAUGCUGAAAUUUUGGAAGCUAUGAAACAUCCACAAACAGGAGUAGGAUUUCUUACACAACAUCCAUCUUUACCGAGUCAAACUUUUGUUAGUGCAGAUGCGGUACAAUGGCUAAGUAAUAAUACAGAAGGUGGUGUUACUGUUGAAAGUGCCAUUAAUACUAUAAAAGGAAUGAUUCAAGAAACUCUUAUUUGUCACGCAUCUGGAGAUUUUUCUAAACCUUUUAUAUUAGGAUUUUAUUUAUAUCAUAUAGUUCAGGAUAAGGAAAAUCAAAAAGCUGCAGAUUAUUCACCACCUCUGGGUGAUCUUCAAAGUUUUGAAAAUGAAUGGGUGGAAGUUGAAAUGAAAGCUCCCAAAGGUUGGUGCGAACCAACUACUACUAUUGCUACUACUACAACUACUACUACUAGUACCACUACUACCACUUUACCAACAGUGUCAUCUCCUAUAUCUAUACCUAAUUAUGAUACUGUUGAUGAAUCGAAUGUACCAUUAUUUUUAAGGGACGAUUUAGAUUUAACAAGUUUCUUGGAGGAGAAGGAAUUGAAUGGUCCACCAUAUAAACACACGCAUUUAGACAUUGAUAUCAAUAACAAAAGUGAUAGAAUAGAAUGGGGACAUCUCAGGUAUCAAUCUGUUUAUAUGAUUGAUCAUUCUUACGAACUUGUAGUGCAAUGGGUAGCUUCAUCUGGUAGUAUUGUAGCUGAUCUUAUAUUCAUCUGGCAACGUAAAGCUCAAAUGUGUGGAAUUCAAAUGAUACCAAUUCCAAGUGAUUUGUUAGCAUUACCAUUUACUUUAAAAAGUGAUCCUUUAAGAGGUCCUAUCUUUAUACCACUAGAUACAGAAUGUCUUAUGGGAAAUAAACAAUUUCUAUUUGAAGAAUUUCGCGAAGAUACUUAUGCUCAAAGAUUAUUCUUAUUUCAAGAAGCUAUAUUACGAAGAUUUGGUUUUAUACCCUGUUUGAUUGAAAGUUCGGAAAAUGAUCAUCAAUAUGUUCAUAUGACUGGAAAUGCUUUUAUACUUGUACCAUCGACUAAAAGUACAAGGCCACGUCAACGUGCUGGUACAAAUAUAGUAAGAAGAAGUACAGGACAAAAAAGAUAUCCAGUACAUCCUGAACAACCAAGUCCACAUGAAGCAUAUAUAACACGUCAUGUUAGUGGCAAAAGUAAAGAUGAUUAUAAUGUAGAUAGACGAAUGGGAUUUCUUUGGUCAUGGAAUCAUAUGAUCAGUCGGAAGUGGAGAUCUUUAUCCACUUCAGCCGGUGAUGAAUUGUUUCAAAAGAAAAUUAUUCAAGAUUUUAAACACUUUUGUUCAAAUGGGGAUAAUAGAUUGAAACAAUUUUGGGAUUCUUGUUGGGAGUUAAAAGAAAAAAGUUGUACGCGUUUAAAGCAGUAAGAAGAAGAAGAAGAAGAAGAAGA
Molecule: messenger RNA, 4784 nt
Organism: Polistes dominula (European paper wasp)
Lineage: Eukaryota; Metazoa; Arthropoda; Insecta; Hymenoptera; Vespidae
Gene: Iml1
Product: GATOR complex protein Iml1
Biological process (GO): negative regulation of TORC1 signaling; cellular response to amino acid starvation; positive regulation of autophagy
Cellular component (GO): GATOR1 complex; lysosomal membrane
Molecular function (GO): GTPase activator activity
Source: RefSeq, a predicted model, not a curated record